UCACUACAGAGGAAACAAUGAGCUCAACACAGAAGGACCAACAUGGAGCGAGAAGUCAGCGCUCUCAGGAGGCCGACAAACCUCGCAGAAGAAAGGGAGAGAAAACAUACACCUGUGACGAGUGUGGCAAGGAUUUUACUGGGAAGGCUGAACUAAAACGUCAUCAGGUCAUCCACACUGGAGAGAGACCGUUCAGCUGUGACAUGUGUGGAAAGUCUUUUACCAUGAAGCAUUACCUAAAACAACACCAACUCAUCCACAGUGGAGUUAAAGCGUACAGCUGUGAUCAGUGUGGCAGAGCUUUUACUCAAAGUGGCCAAUUACAGAAGCAUCUACUUACCCACUCUGGAAUUAAGGCAUACAGCUGUGACAUUUGUGGAAAAACUUUCAGCCUGAAACAGAACCGAAAUAUACACCUACGCAUUCACACCGGACAUGAUGUGUACUGCUGUGAUCAGUGUGGCAAAGAGUUUAUAACAGACACACACCUAAAACGCCACAUGUUUACCCACACUGAGGAGAGACCUUAUAAAUGUGACCUGUGUGAGAUGACUUUUAAAUCUCCACAUUACCUGCGAGAACACCAACAGAUCCACACCAGAAAGAGAUUCUCCAAGCGCGGUUACUGUGAGAGAUCAGCUGAUCACCCUGAUGCCGGCCGGCUCGCUGGCCAGAUCCGCAGAAGUACCAGCUGA
Messenger RNA from Oreochromis niloticus (Nile tilapia), 695 nucleotides. Its product is annotated as gastrula zinc finger protein XlCGF8.2DB-like. The record is from RefSeq and is a predicted model, not a curated record. Gene Ontology annotation, biological process: regulation of transcription by RNA polymerase II. NCBI's taxonomy places the organism in Eukaryota, Metazoa, Chordata, Actinopteri, Cichliformes, Cichlidae. The coding region runs from base 18 to 695 and encodes 225 amino acids. Gene Ontology annotation, molecular function: RNA polymerase II transcription regulatory region sequence-specific DNA binding; DNA-binding transcription factor activity, RNA polymerase II-specific. Gene Ontology annotation, cellular component: nucleus. The transcript has 4 exons.